CAAUUCAAUGGCAACUGUUAUAGUUGAACGUAAUCCACAAAUUAAAUUUACCCAGUUAUUUAUCAACAAUGAAUGGGUUGACUCUAUAACUGGUCAGACAUUUGAAACAAUCAAUCCAUCAACUGGUGAGACCAUAUGUCGGAUACAGGAGGGCAACAAUAAAGACAUUGAUCGGGCCGUACGUGCGGCCAACGAUGCCUUCAAUAGGAAAUCGGUUUGGCGUACAAUUGAUGCAUCGAUGAGAGGACAGAGCUUAUGGCGAUUGGCCGACCUGUGCCAGCGAGACCUGGACUACAUUUGCAGUUUGGAAACACUAGAUAGCGGUAAGCCUAUUGGCGAGUCCCGUACUGAGUGCCAGUGGGCGGUCAAUAUGAUACGCUAUUAUGCCGGCUAUGCCGACAAACUACACGGCACUUGUAUACCAGCUGAUGGCCAAUGUAUGGCCUGGACUCGCAAAGAACCGAUAGGUGUUUGCGGACUAAUCGUUCCGUGGAACCUACCGUUUUAUUUGCUARCCAUCAAACUGGCUCCGGCAUUGGCAGCCGGUUGUACAGUAGUUGUCAAACCAGCCGAACAGACACCGUUGACGGCACUWUAUUUAGCACAACUGGUCAAAGAGGCCGACAUUCCGGCCGGUGUGGUCAAUGUUGUACCCGGUUUUGGCCAGACUGCCGGUGCUGCACUGGCCCAACAUAUGGAUGUCCGUWUGAUAUCGUUUACCGGUUCCACUAAAGUUGGYAAACUUAUACUCAGGGCGUCGGCCGAUAGUAACCUAAAGCGUGUAACUCUKGAAACUGGAGGCAAAUCGCCRCUCGUUGUGUUUCCCGAUGCCGACAUCGAGUUGGCCGCCAAAACUGCGCAUUUCUCGGUAUUUAUUAACUCGGGUCAGGCCUGCUGUGCGUCAACCCGACUGUACGUUCACGAGUCAAUCUACGACCAGUUURUCGACCGGUGCGUCCAAUUGGCCAGUGAUCGUCGGGUGGGCGAUCCGUUUGACGACCGUACCGAACAGGGACCGGUAGUCGACGAUCGGCAGAUGCAAACAGUACUCAAAUACAUCGAAACCGGUCGACAAGAGGGCGCCAAACUUGYUGUCGGCGGCAAACGASUGGACACSGCUAGUGKCGGCGGCGGCUAUUUUAUACAGCCAACAGUGUUUACCGACGUUACCGACAACAUGACAAUAGCCAGAGAAGAAAUCUUCGGUCCGGUUCAGUGUAUAAUCAAGUUCAAGGAAACGGACGACGUUAUCGACCGGUGCAACGAUACGGCUUACGGUUUGGCCAGCGGUGUGUUUACCCAAGACAUUGACAAAGCCCUCAGCUUUGCWCAGGCCGUCCRUUCGGGUAAUGUCUGGAUCAAUACGUUUAUAGCGGUUGCACCGCAGCUGCCGUUUGGYGGCUAUAAUGAGUCCGGUUUGGGUCGCGAAGCCGGUGAGGACGGCAUACUSGAGUACAUGGAAACCAAAUCGAUUAUAACAAAAGUUGCGCAAAAAAUUUCAUAAAAAAAUUUGGCGAGGU
Molecule: messenger RNA, 1520 nt
Organism: Oppia nitens
Lineage: Eukaryota; Metazoa; Arthropoda; Arachnida; Sarcoptiformes; Oppiidae
Product: aldehyde dehydrogenase X, mitochondrial-like
Exons: 8
Coding region: 8-1504 (498 amino acids)
Molecular function (GO): aldehyde dehydrogenase (NAD+) activity
Source: RefSeq, a predicted model, not a curated record